Molecule: messenger RNA, 192 nt
Organism: Colletotrichum spaethianum
Lineage: Eukaryota; Fungi; Ascomycota; Sordariomycetes; Glomerellales; Glomerellaceae
Exons: 1
Coding region: 1-192 (63 amino acids)
Source: RefSeq, a predicted model, not a curated record
AUGCCGUUCUAUGUGAAAGGAGCCGACUCUAUCGAAAGCACCACUCGUGUCACUUCGAAUACAGAAGGAUACGGAAGACAAGAUCCUAUGGACUGGCCGGACACAAUGCCCAACGCCAACGCCGACGGUCGUUCACAGCCUCGAGCCUUUCCGCCGGCCACCCUCCCCGUCCAUAAGAAGAACAUCCCAUGA